Linum tenue is the source of this 3171-nucleotide messenger RNA. The record is from the annotation of a GenBank genome assembly. Lineage: Eukaryota; Viridiplantae; Streptophyta; Magnoliopsida; Malpighiales; Linaceae.
ACUUUUUCAUUUCCAAAAAGUUUCCUUUGGUCUACAUUGGUAGAUUGGGGUUGCCUGCGGCUCCUCCGAACCCAGUUUUUGAAACUCUUUCCGCUCUCUCUCUCUUGCGUUCUCCUCCAAACCUAAUUCCCAGCCACUUCCAGAGUUCCCACCAAUCUCCAUUCACUUAACUCGGCCGGCGACUCAGCUCGUCCCGCUCUCUCGGCUCAACUUCCGGCCUACUCUCAUGAACUUGCUGACUUCGUGAUGACAAUGAUGAUGGAUAAGAAUUGGAAAUUCCGCCGGUUUGGAGCUCCGUUUCUCAGCUUCUUUCUCUACUGCCACUUGGUUCUCUUCUGCUUCUCAUCCGCAUCCUCCUCGCUGCUCGACGGCCAAGGUUUGGCUUUGUUGAAGUUCAAGGAAAGAGUGGUGAGCGAUCCGUUCGGCGCGCUGAAGGAUUGGAAGGAUGACGGUGGUGGAGUUCUUGAUUACUGCUCGUGGUUCGGCGUUGAGUGCUUGGCUGGAAACGUUGUAGCCUUGAACCUGAAAGAUCGUUGCUUGGAAGGAACACUGGGAUCUGAGCUGGGAAACCUUGUCAGCCUAAAGUCCAUUGUUUUGCGCAAUAACUCAUUCUCUGGCUCAAUUCCGGAAGAUAUUGGCGAGCUGAAGGAGUUGGAGGUGCUCGAUCUUGGGUUCAAUAACUUCAGUGGUUCACUUCCUUUGAACCUUGGAAGCAAUCGGCCUUUAAUGCUUCUGUUAUUGGAUCAUAAUGGUGUUAUUAGCAUCAUUUCACCUGAAAUUCAUCAACUGACGAAGGUCUCUGAAGUUCAAGUUCAUGAAGUUGAAUUGCAUGAUUCAGCUAAACCUGCAUCUUCCCAUAAUAAAAGGAAAUAUGCAGCUCACAGGAGACUUUUACAAACAGUUGGUGGAGUGAAUCUACCACCAGUAUCAUUAACUCCAUCUACCCCUUUCUUCGACCCUUAUGCAUUUUUGCCUCCACUGCCCUCUGUAGCUCCAUUUCUCCCGACUCCAAAUGCAGAUCCUCCAUUGCCUCCUUCUCCCCCUGCUACCGAUUCAAAUGAUUCAAUUCCACCGCCCCCAGCUGCUUCUCCAAAUUCUACUGAAGCUUCUCUUCCUUUACCAACUCCUCCACUAUCAAGUAGUCCCAAUUCAACAGUUGAUAGUUCCCCUUCCAGGAGUCAUACCUUUAUACCAAUUGUUGCAGCGGUAGCUGGGGCCACAUGUUUUCUCCUUGCUAUCUUUGGAAUAUAUCUGUGCAAAACCAAUAGGGCAGCUGUCAAACCUUGGGCCACUGGACUCAGUGGGCAGCUUCAGAAAGCACUUAUAACUGGUAUACCAAAGCUGAAGAGAACUGAGCUUGAAUCUGCCUGCGAAGAUUUUAGUAAUGUUAUUGGUUCUUCACCACUCGGUAUGCUGUACAAAGGCACUUUGUCCAGUGGGGUUGAAAUAGCGGUGGCCUCUGUUGCAUUAACCUCUUCCAAAGAUUGGUCACGAAACCUGGAACUGCAAUUCGCAAAGAAGAUUGAGACAUUAUCAAAAAUCAAUCACAAGAAUUUCGUCAACCUUCUGGGGUACUGUGUGGAAGAGGAGCCUUUCACGAGAAUGAUGGUUUUUGAAUAUGCUCCAAAUGGAUCACUCUUUGAACACUUGCACAUUAAAGAGUCAGAACACCUGGACUGGGCAAUGCGGCUCAGAAUCAUGAUGGGCAUAGCUUACUGCCUCGAGCACAUGCACCAGCUGACCCCACCGAUCGCCCACAAGAACCUCACCUCUUCAUCCAUCUCCCUCACCGAAGACUAUGCAGCCAAAAUCUCUGAUUUCAGUUUCUCAAACGACAUAAUCAUACCACCUCCUUCCCCCGAGAUGGAACAUCCCGAGACUGACACUGAGCUGACAGCUGAUAUUCCAUUCCGGGCAAGCAACGUGUACAGCUUUGGCGUGUUGUUGUUCGAACUCAUCACAGGCAGGCUUCCUUACUUGGUAGACAAUGGAUCGCUGGAGAACUGGGCAGCAGACUACUUGACGGGGGACCAACCCCUUAGGCAGAUUGUGGACCCCAUGCUCGACUCUUUCGAGGAAGGCAAGCUAGCGUCCAUCGAACAAGUGAUAAAGGUUUGUGUUCACCCUGAUCCACUACAAAGACCGACAAUGGCGGAAAUCACUCCUAUGUUGAGAGAGGUAACUGGGAUAACUGCCGAAGCAGCGACCCCGAAACUCUCUCCUCUUUGGUGGGCAGAGCUCGAGAUUCUGUCUGCCGAUGGUAGUUGAUGAAAACUAAGCUCUACCAAAACCCUCCAUUUUCUUGAAGAAGGUAUGAGCUCUAAAUGAAUGGAUCAUAUGGGCAGGGAGGAGGGUAGGGAAAGUUGGUGUUUGUGGGUGUGUCUGUGUACCUAUUCUAUCUAUUUUGUGCGUUAGAGGAGAGGUGGAAGCCCAGAGCUGCUUGCUUGUGUAUAUAGAGAGCCAAGAAAAUGGAAGCUGGAUAAAUGCUUUGGCACCAUCUUGGUGCUUUGUGUGUUUAUUAAUUCUUUAAUCCUCCACAGAGGGCUGAGAUUUAGGUUUGUGGUGGCCAUGAACACAUCACCAACCAAACCUUCUCUCUUUGUUUAUAUUCCUGGUUGUUGAGCAUUUUUGCUUAUCCAUAUUUUGUGCUCUUCACGUCCAUCUGUCAAAGUAAGUUCUUGUUCUGAGUUGGAACUGGAAGAGUCUUUGGUUGGCAGUCUCCAUUCCUACUAGUCGUGGAGUUAUGGGUGAAUUGACCAGACUUUUCAAUGACAUCAGGUUAACUGGUUGGUUAAGAACAUGACUUUUCUGCAGUUGUUUAAGGAUUUGGGAUUUUCAGUUUUUGUUUUUCCUAUAUGGAGGGGUGUUUAGUUUUAACUAAUGAAGAAGUCUGAGGAAGUGAUAAGGUUGUACUGUUUAUGUUACGCUAAAUGGGAAAAGGGAUUAAGAAAAUACGACGCGAUUUAGCUGUCAUUGUGUGUAAAGUAUACUAUGCGAACUUGCGAAGUGAUUUUCCAGUUGGGAUGAAUGAGAUGGCAUCAGCUGGCAGAGGGAUGUUUGGAAUGGUCAAACGCUUGAACUCAAAGGAAACACGGUUCUGAUGAUUAUUUUAGUCAUUCAGUGAUAUAUAGUUGGCAAGGAGAUGGCAUUUUUGGCGCUGUUGGUGGAUGG